AUGAGAAUAAGGAGCUCCAGUGACACCGGAGAGCUGAGCCAGAAACAGAAAGUCACACUGAGCUGCACAGCAUUAACCUGCACCUUCCACCAGCUGGAUGUCACCUGGUUCAAAGAUGGCAGCGCCCUCCCACAGUCUGGCCCCGCCCUCCAGCUCGGCCCGCUGACUGCAAAGGAUUCUGGGAACUACACCUGUGGUCUGAAAAUCAAUACCAAUACAAUCUCCCUGCCGUACGCCGUGCGUGUGGAGGAGGCAGAGGAGAAGGAGAAAGAUGAAGGAGCAGGAAGUAACCUGCCUCUGAUAGCCGGCCUGGUGUUCGGCGUCCUGCUGCUUCUGUUUACUGUCAUACUGGUUUUGUUCAUCAUCAGAAGGAGACGGUCAGCAGCAGAUGACGGUCAGGCAGCUGUGGGAGGUGAACUGGAUCAGAAGGUGAGUCAGCAUCCUGAUGCCACCUACAGCAGCAUCACGGAGGCCGCUGAGCAGCAGAGAGCAGAACGCCAACAGGAAGUCAGACAGGAAGUCAGACCGGCAGCAGAGGACGUCAACUACGCCGCCGUCCAGUUCAAACACAAGAGCCAGGCCAGAGCGGCGGAGGAGGAGGAGGUGGACGCCGUCAUCUACUCUGCAGUCGCCAGCAGGCGCUGAUGUCAGCUGGUCCUGGACCCGUGCAGAACCAAGAAACGUCAGACCUGAACACGGCUGGGAGACACAGACCCGAUUCACAGCUGAUUGUAAUUAACAAGUUAAAGUUAAUUUACAAGUUGUCAAAACAAAACGUUGUGUCUUACCUAAUGUGACGUUAGAAACCGUCUCGCCUGACGCAUGUCAUCCAUCCUGCUUGCCAAGAAAGGUACAAUACAUCCAGGUUUUCUGUUAUUCUCCUCUCUGACUGAGACAGAUCCACUCGUUAUUUCAGUCCACUUGUUGUCACGGUGACGGAUGACAAACAUAAUAAAGAUAACCUGGGCUGGUUGUGCUUUUGAACCGUAAUAAUUGUUGCUUGUUCGUUGCCACAGCUGCUAAUGUUAGCGUUGCUACUUUGCUAGUCUGACCUCUGCUCUCUGACCUUUGACCUCCAGAGCAGCAGCAGGAGCUCGCUCAGGUCAUUUCGUACCAUCUUUAGGCCAAAGAUGCAAUUUGCUUGCUGUUGCACAACACAAACACACACAGCACCUCCAUCACCAUCAGCACAUAAUGUUAAACAGACCCAGAACCACGACAAUAGAACAGGACCCGACCCGGACCCGGACCCGACCCGACCCGGACCCGACCCGA
This is a messenger RNA of Thunnus maccoyii (southern bluefin tuna), 1275 nucleotides long. RefSeq lists its product as uncharacterized. NCBI's taxonomy places the organism in Eukaryota, Metazoa, Chordata, Actinopteri, Scombriformes, Scombridae. The coding region runs from base 1 to 645 and encodes 214 amino acids. The transcript has 5 exons. The record is from RefSeq and is a predicted model, not a curated record.